Molecule: messenger RNA, 1634 nt
Organism: Bursaphelenchus xylophilus (pine wood nematode)
Lineage: Eukaryota; Metazoa; Nematoda; Chromadorea; Rhabditida; Aphelenchoididae
Source: the annotation of a GenBank genome assembly
AUGAGAGCUUGUCCUUAUCCGCAGCAGAUGAUGGAGAUGAACGUAAGGGGCAACCUGCUUGAUCCUCGGAAUUCCCCAUUGUCAAUCACCAGGAAGCCAGAUGUCUCCAAGCGGAUCUUCGUCCCCAAAUCCGUCUUCCAUGUACUUACUGAUCGUUUUUGUCGCGCAGUGUGCAUGGAUUGGAGAACGGCGAAUGUGAUCCGUCGCGGGAAGUAUGUGUCCAUCAAAUCGGAGGAUCUUGUGAAGACUACAGCACUUUGUGAAGAGGAGAAACAGCUUAGUUCGUUGUUGUAUCGGCAGCUGUUCCACUAUCUUCCGGAGAUGUUGAAGGAAAGCGUAAGGUUUCAUUUUCUAUUCUGUCAUAAAGUCAGCAUUUAUGUUACUUCUUUGACUUUGUAUGUCCAAUUUUGCCAUGGAGAAUAUAGAUAAUAUUGCUUUAUCUGAAGUUUCUUUCGGGUUAACAAUCCCGUUUUACGAUACCUAUAAUUUUAGAAGUGGCGUUUGAUAAUGAUGAAAGAAGUAGAGCACAUCUUGACCAGUCGUUGGUGUGUUUCAAGCAGGCGCUUGGCCAGAGUAAUCUUCUUGACCCGAGCCUUCUUUAUUAUUGAAUUUUAUCUGAAAUGGUUGAACGGGGAAUUGGAUCUGGAUGAGGAGAGGUUCCGAUACAGUAUGUCCGGUCAGGGAUACCAAGACAUUUUCUGCGCGGUUCGACUUGAGACUGGGGUUUAUUAUUAUCAAAGCUUUCUGGCUGAUAAGUAGGUAAUGGUCGUGUAGCUGCAAAAUUAAUGUUAUUUUAGUUUUGGCUUCCCGAAUGAUUCAUGUUUCUCCCACAUCGCUCAUUCUAUCGUGUUCAACAUCACAGACAUAAUCAGGGGACCAGAUCUCAAUGAGUCCUUCACCCAAUUCCUCCAGCUUCCAGAUGUCCCAAAGGAGCAUAUUUUGUAUGUUUAUUUAUUUCUUAAUAUGUUUGGUCCAGGUCCUACUUGUCCACAACGGACCUCUUGUCGAUGCGUCUGACCAAUCGAGAAAUGGCCCGUCGUGUUGAUCGGAUCUUCAAAUUCAAGUCCCCGCUAACCAUUGACCGGAUUCGAUUCAAUCAAUUGGAACAUGAAAUGAGGGGAAUAACCGCAACUCUGAGUGUUCCCCAGCAGAGGUUUUACAAUCAUGCUGAAGCUAAAUUUCAGUUUUCUGAUUUUACGAAGAUGUUGGAAAAGUUUAACAUCCAGGUAUGCAUAAUAAUCAUGUCCAUUGUUACUUACAUCUUUGUGUUUCAGAAGCAACUCCAUUACCUCACAUUUUAUCUACUCAAGGUCUUCAAACUUGCUCGUUUCCCCGAACUCACAGCUCAAGUCAACAAAUACGAACAUGAUCUGUUCUUGUACGUACUCGAAGAACUUCCUCAUCUUCAAGUUAUCAAGAUCGCUUUUCUUUCAAGUCUCUCAUCAGAACAAUUGGAAAAGGCCAAAAAAGCCAUCAACGAAUCAGAAUUCAAAAUCGAUUCUAUCAACUGCAAUGUUGUCAAACUUCGUCGCUGCAAGGAUGCUAUCGAAGAGGAAGACGAAAGUGAAUGCUCCCCUGUAAAAAGAUCUAGAACCACAAUUUCUUCCGACAAUAAUUUCAAUAGAGAGAUCUAA